Molecule: messenger RNA, 572 nt
Organism: Colletotrichum godetiae
Lineage: Eukaryota; Fungi; Ascomycota; Sordariomycetes; Glomerellales; Glomerellaceae
Exons: 2
Coding region: 108-413 (101 amino acids)
Source: RefSeq, a predicted model, not a curated record
GAGAAAAUCGCCAUUACUCGCCUGUUCCCCAUCGCUCAACAGUCGCUCACGAUCGAACGCGAGAAACAAACAAAAACACAGGUCCGCCGGGGGCCUCGCAAUGCGCAAUGGAGCAGAUUGAUGCGCAGGUCAGCGACUUGCGCUACUUGACCCAAGCAGCCGUCCCUUUGCCGCCUGACCACGCUGCCACUGCCGCCGCUUAUUCUCCACACAAUCACUCUGUCCAUUCCCCCCUUUCCGCGACCCCCGGAGACAAUUCCGCACAACAACCAGGGGCCUCCAGAGGUGCAACUCAAGUCGGAACACCUGGCUCAAGCUCCGUCACUGGUUCCAAGAGGAAGUCGGAGGAUGAGAGCAAUGCUGCUAAGCAGCAGAGAAGCAAGAGGAAUCGGUACAUAUCCAUUGCCUGGUAAGGAUACCUCCGUCCCGGCUAUGUCUUCGGCAUGCGUCCGGCCUAAGACCACUGCGACUACGUCUCUUGUGGUUGGGGAUCCUUGGCCCAACCGCUUGACUAGAUACACCAUUGCCCACGAUAAACUCCAAGUCAUGAAACAUAUCUUAGCAAGAGACAA